Messenger RNA from Pecten maximus, 1908 nucleotides. RefSeq names its product nuclear pore glycoprotein p62-like. The record is from RefSeq and is a predicted model, not a curated record. Lineage: Eukaryota; Metazoa; Mollusca; Bivalvia; Pectinida; Pectinidae. Gene Ontology annotation, cellular component: nuclear pore; nuclear pore central transport channel. Gene Ontology annotation, molecular function: phospholipid binding; structural constituent of nuclear pore. The transcript has 10 exons. Bases 154 to 1746 code for a protein of 530 amino acids. Gene Ontology annotation, biological process: protein import into nucleus; RNA export from nucleus.
UGAAGCUUUUCGUUGAUACAGAUAGUCCAAUAUAUUUAGGCGAGGGGAAUCCCGCCAUACAAAAAAAAAAAACAUCUGAAAGGUGUAAGUCUAUAGAUCUGCCUAUGUCGUAAUACGCGCAGUCUGAAUAAUAUUUGAAAUUAGGUUCCAAGUAUGUUUGGUGGUAACCAAAAACCUCCAGCAGGUGGGUUUACCUUUGCUACUACCAGCACACCUACCACACAAGCUUCUUCCACUGGGGGAUUCAAAUUUGGAGCACCUACAGCAGCAUCUACACCUGCAGUUGGAGGCUUCAAUUUUGGCAAUCAGACUAGUGUUGCCACCACUCCAGCAGCUGGAUUUAACUUUGGGACAGCUACUCCAGCUACAACAGCUGCCGCAUCCACUGCAGCCCCAGCCGGCCUUGGAACAGGAUUCAAUUUCAACACUCCAGCUGCUGCCACAUCAGCCACAGGAAUUACCCAGCCAGCUGCUGCUGCCACACCGUUUAACUUUGCCAACACGAUAAGCUCCACAACCUCUGCAGCUACAACAGGUGCACCUGGACUUCUUAGUACACCAGCAACAACUGGCCUGACCCUUGGUGGCAGCACUGCUGCACCUGGUCUGACCCUUGGUGGCAGCACUGCUGCAUCUACAGGUCUUACACUAGGUGGCAGCACUGCUGCAUCUACAGGUCUUACACUAGGUGGCAGCACUGCUGCUCCUGGUCUGACACUUGGUGGCAGCACCCCUGCUUCAACUGGUCUGACACUUGGUGGCAGCACUGCUGCUCCUGGUCUGACACUUGGUGGCAGCACUGCUGCUCCUGGACUGACACUUGGUGGCAGCACUGCUGCUCCUGGUCUUACACUUGGUGGCAGCACUGCUGCUCCUGGUCUUACACUUGGUGGCAGCACUGCUGCUCCUGGAUUGACACUUGGUGGCAGCACUGCUGCAUCUUCAGGUCUGACUUUGGGGAGUGGUACCCCUGCUUCUACAGGCCUGACACUUGGUGUUAGUACUGCAGCAAACACAGGACUGAAAUUGCCAUCAACAUCUGCUACAACUUCAGCAGCUAUUGGAUUAACACUCCAGGGAUCUCUGGUUCCCAAGACUACAGCCCAAGGCUUCACAGCCCCGACAGCAGCCAUUGCUACUGCAGCCCCUCAGAAACAGAUCACCUACCAGCAACUGGAGGACAACAUCAACAAAUGGAUGUCUGAACUGGACAAACAGGAAAAAGACUUCCUGGAACAAGCCACACAGGUCAACGGCUGGGACAGACUACUUAUAGACAAUGGAGAGAAGAUUUCUGCCCUGAACAGUGAUAUGGAGAGAGUGAAGAUUGACCAACAAAAACUUGACCAUGAGCUUGACUUCAUAAAGUCCCAGCAGCAAGAAUUGUCCGACCUUUUGACCCCACUGGAGAAGUCUGUAGAACAGCAGCCAAACAUAAAUUUCCAGCAGCACGCUGAUCUGGAACGAGAACACACGUAUCAGUUAGCAGAGAAUGUUGAUGCCCAGCUGAAGCGCAUGGUCCAGGACUUAAAAGAGAUUAUAGAUCACCUGAAUAUGACCAACUCUAACCAGGACAAUUCAGACCCAACACAGCAGGUCACAAAGAUUUUAAACUCCCACAUGGAUUCCUUACAAUGGAUCGAUCAAAACACAGCUUUUUUGGGAAGAAAAGUGGAUGACAUUUCUAAACAAAUGGAGAUGCAACGGAAGGAACAGGAACGCAAUUUUAGAUUGGUUUACAACUGAACAACAUCAGUAUCACAAAAAGAAAAAAAUCACCUACACAGUGUAUCAUGGAUAUUGGACAAUCAGACAUAACACUGAUGGAGUUAUCUGUUCUGAGGAUGAAGUUUUGUGACUUCACACAUUUAAUCUAAUAUUAAACUAAAGUUGAUAUUUGAAGUGUAA